AUGAGCUUCUGUCGCGGAUUAUUAGCAUCAAGGGGCAUCGUUUCGCUGGCAGCGAGAAAGGGCUUCGCAUCACAUCCAUUGGCUGGCCUACUUGGGCGUCUCAAUCAUGUUGCAAUUGCCACAAACGAUUUAGAGAAAGCUGCGAAAUUCUACAAAGAUCUUGGCGCAAAAGUCAGCGAGACUGUGCCACUACCAGAACAUGGGGUUUACACGGUUUUCGUCGAGCUGCCAAACACAAAACUUGAACUUUUGUUGCCGCUGGGUGAUAAGAGUCCUAUUCAGGCUUUCUUGAACAAGAAUAAGAAUGGUGGUAUGCAUCACAUCUGCAUCGAAGUUAAAGACAUCGAAAAAGCACUGAAAAGUGUCAAAGCUCUUGGAAUUCGUCCCCUCGAUGAGAAGCCAAAAAUCGGUGCCCACAACAAACCAGUCGUUUUUCUUCAUCCAAAAGAUUGUGGCGGAGUACUGGUCGAAUUGGAGCAGGAA
Mesorhabditis belari is the source of this 483-nucleotide messenger RNA. Lineage: Eukaryota; Metazoa; Nematoda; Chromadorea; Rhabditida; Rhabditidae. The record is from the annotation of a GenBank genome assembly.